AUGGAGAGUUAUAGGAGAAGGAAGAAGUCUGAAAUCAUCCCAACAUUGCCAGACGACGACUCCCAAGACAUCAUCACCACCAUGCCCUCGUUAUCAAUGGAGGACAAGGGAAAAUCCUUGCCGCCUCUACCAGGAGCUGCAAAGAUCAGAAAUGGAAUGAGCCAUGCUGAUAGUGUCAUAGAAAUGAAUUCAACAGCGAGCAAAUCGUCAAUCAGUCUGAAUACCCCCAUCAAAUCCACACCAGUAGUAUCCACAACCCCUACGAACGUCAAUUCUUUGGACAACUUCAGCUCGAGGAAAAGAAGUUCCGAAGAGUCAAGUGCUCGAAGUAGUGGAGUCGAGCUUGGAAGUAAUCUUGAUUUGAACGAAGGGGGUUCCGAGAAGGAAAAUGUCAGUUUCUUUGGCAGUAUAGAGGAGGGAGCCAGUUCCGAAAACGCUGUGAUGAGUUCUAUAAACAAAAACAUUGCAGAUUAUGGUGAUCUGAGAACACAGCAGAUAGCGGAAGAUUUGGAGUUGAGCUCUUCGAUGCCAGAAAGCUCUUCUGCAUUGAGGUUAGGAGAAAUGGAAAAUGUUGAUGGGGCUGGAAGUGAACUUGGUGACGGCAUUAAAUUUGAAAACGAAAAUGGUACACAAAUGUUGUCAUACAGACGCUCCCGUGGGAAAGGCAAAAGUAAGUUGAACGUUGAAACAGAUCUAGGAUCUCAGAAUAACAGCUCUUCAAUGUUUCAUUCCAAGAGUAAGUCCUUGAGUACGCCUAUUAUAGCAAGCGGUUCGAAAAAUGAUCAAUCACCUUCACAAUUAGCUUCCACGCCGGUUCCCGGCAACGGUCUGACGCCAGUAGUGGCCACCACACCUAAGAUAGAGGUGGAUUAUAAUCUUUAUGUGGAUGAGAAGUAUUUGGACACACAAUACAGGUAUGCGUCAGAUCGGAGAGAUCUUGAGUUUCACCAGUUAUUUACUAAUGUUCCCAAGGACGACAGAUUACUAGACGAUUUUAGUUGUGCAUUGAGCAGGGAAAUACUUUUGCAGGGGCGAAUUUACAUUUCUGAGCACUACUUGUGUUUCAACUCAAGCUUGCUAGGCUGGGUCACGACUAUGGUGAUAUCAUUAGAUGAGAUUCAAAAGUUUGAGAGACGGUCCACUGUCGGAUUAUUUCCAAACGGUAUCAUUAUAGAAACCAAAGAGGCUAGGCACACAUUUGCAAGUUUCAUAACACGAGAUCAAACUUUAAACUUCAUUGAAACUAUUUGGUCCAAGUCUAUUAGUCUCAGCAAGAAAAAUAACGAAAAAUCUAGGGAUUUUGAGUCGGUGGAAUCGAAAACUUCAUUCGAAAAUAUGCACGAUAAGAGUGUUAAACCUUUGUCUGAAAGUGACUUGUACACUAUAGAUGGCGAUUCCUCGAGUGAUAACUAUAACAAUACAGGAAAGACUGGAAACACUGAUAGAAGUACAGACGACGAUGAAUACGAAUCGUCAGUUGCCAGUGUAAACGAUUUUGAUGUUGCCAACGGCAUAAACAAUAACAACAUGACAAAAGCUGAAAGUUUGGCCAGAAAAAAAGUGAAAGGCAACAAAAAACGUCCGUUCCCAGGUCCAAGAAGACAUUUGCCUUCCAAACAUGAAUUCGAUCAGGAAAAGAUGAAAGGAACGAUUGUUUUAGAUAAAGAACUUGACUUACCUUUAGGCCUAUUGUAUGAUAUCUUUUUUGGAAAAGACAUCACGUUUCACAAGAAUAUGAUGGUGAUGAAUGAUGGUUUGAAUUUUACUGACUAUUCUGGUUUUGAAAAACAGGGUAGUGAAAGAUCAUUCGAGUAUGAUAAAAAACUGAACUACCCAAUCGGUCCAAGCUCAACUCGUGUUUACUGUACUGAGCGCCUUGAACACUUGGACUUUGACGACUAUAUUGAGAUUCUGAAUAUAUCUAAAACUCCCAAUGUUCCGUCCGGCUCUGCCUUUGAUUGCAGAACCAGAUACAUAGUGUCUUGGGGGGAGGAAAACCGGACCAGACUUGUAAUUAGUUUCAGUUUAAAUUGGACAGGAAGCUCAUGGUUCAAAAGUAUAAUUGAGAGCUCCGCUCUCAGUGGACAGCAAAAGGCAGCCGACGAUGUUGAUAAGGAGCUUUUGAAACUAAUUCCAUCAAAAAUCAUUGAGUUCGGUCUCAAUGAACCAGUUGAAGAAACAGAUGCCGAGAACGAAAUUAAUGAGAAUAAAGUAACGAAACUUUUGGAUAAUGAGACGUCUGGGAAAGCCAGUGUGGAGAAUAUCGAAACUGUCGGGUCAGGUACCAGUGGCAAAACAUCUAUUUCACCCGACACAGUUUUCCCACGCACAGAAGUGAUAAAAACUCCAUUUGGAGAGUGUCCAGUAUCAUAUGUAUUCACGAUACUGAUGCUUAUUUCUAUCUUUGUGUUGGUUAUGACCUUGAAAAUUUCGACUGACAAUGACAAAAUUAAAAUUGAGUUACAGAAACAAGGCAUAUUGCUCAAGAGAAUAAGCGAUCAGCUCAAAGAUUUCAAAAACUUGGAGAGAGCUUUAGGUUAA
Pichia membranifaciens NRRL Y-2026 is the source of this 2541-nucleotide messenger RNA. RefSeq lists its product as hypothetical. The record is from RefSeq and is a predicted model, not a curated record. Gene Ontology annotation, molecular function: sterol transfer activity; sterol binding. Bases 1 to 2541 code for a protein of 846 amino acids. NCBI's taxonomy places the organism in Eukaryota, Fungi, Ascomycota, Pichiomycetes, Pichiales, Pichiaceae. The transcript has a single exon. Gene Ontology annotation, biological process: intracellular sterol transport. Gene Ontology annotation, cellular component: plasma membrane; mitochondrion; endoplasmic reticulum-plasma membrane contact site.